AUGCAAUCCAUCAAGCCCAUCCGCAAUUACAUCCAAUCCAGUAAGCCCAUUCCCGAAUCAGUCCAACUCAUAAGUCAAUUCACGAUUCGAUUAAAUCCAGUAAACCUACUCCUGAUUCGAUUAUAUCUCGACUCGAUCCAAUCCAGUAAACCCAUUCACGAUUCGAUCCAAACCAGUAAGCCCAUUCACGAUUCGAUCCAAUCCAUCAAGCCCAUUCACAAUUCUAUAGAAUCAAGUAAGCCCAUUCACGAUUCGAUCCAAUCCAUUAAGCCCAUCGACAAUUCCAUCGAAUCCAUUCAUAUCUAUCUAUCUAUCUAUCUAUCUAUCUAUAUAUCUAUCUAUCUUUUUUCGCUUCUUUUUGCUUUCUUUUAUCUUUCUUCCUUUCUUUCUCUUUCGCUUCCUUUUGCAUUUUUUGUCUUUCAUCCUUUCUUUUUCGCUUCCUUUCCCUUUCUUUUAUUAUUCUUACUUUCUUUUCUUCCAAGCUUCAUUAUUCUUCCUGCCUUCCUUCCUUUCUUCCUUCCUUUCUUACUUCCUUUCUUUCUUUCGUCCUUCCUUCUUUACUUCCUUCCUUGCUAUCUUCCUCAAUUACUUUCUUUUUUCGCUUUCUUUUUGCUUUCUUUUAUCUUUCUACCUUUUUUUUUGUCACUUCCUUUUCCUUUCUUUUAUCUUUCUUUUUCCUUCCAUUUGCUUUCUUUUAUCUUUCUUCCUUUCUUUCUCUUUCCUUCCUUUUGCAUUUUUGUCUUUCAUCCUUUCUUUUUCCUUCCUUUUCCCUUUCUUUUUAUUAUUCUUACUUUCUUUUCUUCCAAGCUUCAUUAUUCUUCCUGCCUUCCUUCCUUUCUUCCUUCCUUUCUUACUUCCUUUCUUUCUUUCGUCCUUCCUUCUUUACUUCCUUCCUUGCUAUCUUCCUCAAUUACUUUCUUUUUCGCUUUCUUUUGCUUUCUUUUAUCUUUCUACCUUUUUUGUCACUUCCUUUUCCUUUCUUUUAUCUUUCUUUUUCGCUUCCAUUUGCUUUCUUUUAUCUUUCUUCCUUUCUUUCUUUUUCGCUUCCUUUUGCAUUUUUUGUCUUUCAUCCUUUCUUUUUCGCUUCCUUUCUCUUUCUUUUAUUAUUCUUACUUUCUUUUCUUCCAAGCUUCAUUAUUCUUCCUGCCUUCCUUCCUUUCUUCCUUCCUUUCUUACUUCCUUUCUUUCUUUCGUCCUUCCUUCUUUACUUCCUUCCUUGCUAUCUUCCUCAAUUACUUUCUUUUUCGCUUUCUUUUGCUUUCUUUUAUCUUUCUACCUUUUUUGUCACUUCCUUUUCCUUUCUUUUAUCUUUCUUUUUCGCUUCCAUUUGCUUUCUUUUAUCUUUCUUCCUUUCUUUCUCUUUCGCUUCCUUUUGCAUUUUUUGUCUUUCAUCCUUUCUUUUUCGCUUCCUUUCCCUUUCUUUUAUUAUUCUUACUUUCUUUUCUUCCAAGCUUCAUUAUUCUUCCUGCCUUCCUUCCUUUCUUCCUUCCUUUCUUACUUCCUUUCUUUUUUUCGUCCUUCCUUCUUUACUUCCUUCCUUGCUAUCUUCCUCAAUUACUUUCUUUUUCGCUUUCUUUUGCUUUCUUUUAUCUUUCUACCUUUUUUGUCGCUUCCUUUUCCUUUCUUUUAUCUUUCUUUUUCGCUUCCAUUUGCUUUCUUUUAUCUUUCUUCCUUUCUUUCAUUUUCGCUUCCUUUUGCAUUUUUUGUUUUUCAUCCUUUCUUUUUCGCUUCUUUUUGUUUUCUUUUAUCUUUCUUUCUUUCUUUUUCGCUUCUUUGUGGUCUCUUAUAUCUUUCUUUUUCGCUUCCUUUUGCUUUCUUUUAUCUUUCUUCCUUUUUUUGUCGCUCCUUUUGCUUUGUUUUAUCUUUCUUUCAUUUUCGCUUCCUUUUGCUUUCUUUUAUCAUUCUUCCUUUCUUUCUCGCUUCCUUAUCGUUUCUUUUAUCAUUCUUCCUUUCUUUCUCGCUUCCUUUUGCUUUCUAUUAUCUUUCUUCCUUUUUUGUCCCUUCCUUUUGUUUUCUUUUAUCUUUCUUUCUUUCUUUCUUUCUUUCUUUCUUUCUUUCUUUCUUUUUCGCUUCCUUUUGCUUUAUUUUAUCUUUCUUCCUUUCUUUUCUUCCAAGCUUCAUUAUUCUUCUUAUUUUCUUUCAUUUCUUCUAUUAUUCGUUUUACCUUCCUUCCUUCCUUCCUUCCUUCCUUCCUUCCUUCCUUCCUUCCAUCCUUCCUUCCUUCCUUCCUUCCAGCUUCUCUCCUUUUCUUCCUUUUUGUAUGAAGAUCUAUCUAUCUAUCUAUCUAUCUAUCUAUCUAUCUAUCUAUCUAUGUGUAUGUGUAGUGACAACAACAUCAAAACAUCCCAUCACCGGAGUUAA
Molecule: messenger RNA, 2361 nt
Organism: Acanthosepion pharaonis
Lineage: Eukaryota; Metazoa; Mollusca; Cephalopoda; Sepiida; Sepiidae
Source: the annotation of a GenBank genome assembly